Molecule: messenger RNA, 3954 nt
Organism: Cyphomyrmex costatus
Lineage: Eukaryota; Metazoa; Arthropoda; Insecta; Hymenoptera; Formicidae
Exons: 11
Coding region: 81-3926 (1281 amino acids)
Molecular function (GO): DNA binding; protein binding
Source: RefSeq, a predicted model, not a curated record
GAGUUCGAGUCAGUUCGAGUAGCUGUGUUUGCGUUGUUUGCUGUAAUCAUCGAUCUAUUUGACGAUAUCGAAGUAAAGCGAUGGACGGCGCGAACGUGAAUGGCGGGAACGCCGAAGUACCGCGCGAGGAUCCUAACCUCGAAGGCGGUAGCGACGGUGGUGCUGGUGUUAAUAGUGCGACGGAGACGCCAGACCAACCGAACUCCAGCAACAAGGCGCAUCCUACGGCUGGUGGUACCGGAGACACGCAGGAAGUCAACGGCGAAGUAAGAGCCACGUCCAAGAAUCAUGGCAUGUUGUUGCCCCGUAUUAGAGCACUGAGAAGGCUCAAGGCUAACUCUACGGACGCUGUACCGAGCAAUGCACCGAAACCGCCUGGGACAAGGGGACGCAAGCGCAAGCUUAUAGAGUUAGAAGACGUCAGCUCCGAAGAUUCCGAAGGAUUCAACGGCUUUGACUCUCAAGGACUUGAAUUGCAGCCUGCUGGUAGUCACGUUCUAAAGAAGCUUAUUGCUGAAGCAGAAAUAGCGGAGGCACAAGUUGUAAAACGCACAAGAUAUUCAAGAAGGAUUUUGAAUGCAAGAGAAAAAAUGGAAAACAAUCAAGAUUUUAAUGAUACGAAAACCUACAUUUACGAAACAGAUAGUUUCGAGCCUUUAGAUAUAACAAAGAUUAAAAAAGAUAAGGAAUCUGAUAAAUCGGAAACAGAUUCUAUCGAUGUACCAAAUAGCAUAGAUUCUGAAGCGGAGCCAAGCAAAAUCGAUAUAACUUCCACUAGAUCGGCAAAUUCUUCGUCAGCUGCAAGUAGUCCCUCUGCAACAUCACAAAAAUCAAAAGGUAGUCUUAUUUCUGGUGGUGGCAGUCCAGGAGGAAGGCAUAAAACUCCUGUUGAUAUGUCGAAUCCUUUAUAUAAAGAGCCAUUUAAACAUGGUUGGAAGCGAGAAUUAGUGUUUAGAGCUAGUCAUGAUUCUUCCGCCAAAAAAAUGGCUGAUAUAUAUUAUUAUACACCAACGGGGAAAAAAGUUCGAAGUUUUAGAGAAGUUGCAGAAUCUCUUAAUUCAAAGGAUUUGACCAUUGACAACUUCACAUUCUUUAAAGAACCUAUUGGACUCGGCGAUUCUGAUAAGGAAGUUAUUCGAGAUGCUAAAAGAACACGAGGAUCUGUGGGUGGAUCUGCAAAGAAAUAUAAAAGAACUGUACAAACGAAAAAAACAAUACAGGAACCUGUAGCAAAAAAAUCAGUACAAGAAUAUGUAACGAAGAAAUCGUUACAAGAACCUAGUACAUCAAAAAAACCUCCAGCACAAGAACCCCCUGCUCCUGCACCUACACCUGCACCUACAGAAAUUUCAAAACUUGUUUCUGCACCUGUGUCAGUACCUACAAAAACAGCUAAAUCAGCAAAAGUGUCUGCAUAUAAAACAAAAGCAACUACAAAGAGAACUCCCCAGAUAACAGAAAUAAAAUCACCAACCCAAGAAAGUGAGAUGCUUCCACCUCAGCGGAUUACAAAUGCGAGAAGAAAUCAACAACCGAUUGAGAAGACUAUACCAGUCAAAACCAAAAGAUCAAUAACGCCCAAAGUUCAAGAACCAUGCAGUAUAAGAUGUUCGACAAGUAUGGGAUUAAUACCAAGUUUACAAUGUCGAGUUUGUCUCUGUUUAUACCAUCCCGAAUGUGUUGAUGGCAUAGAGCUUGCAAGCAAUGAUGAUUAUGUCUGCAAGAAUUGUCAGCCAGAUACUAAAGAAUCUCAAAUGCCAAACAAUCCGUCUUUGACACCACCUCCAUUGAUUCCAAUUAGUAUGUUAAGUGCACAAAAUGCAAAGUCAAUAAAACAUCAGGCUAAUGCAUCUCUUCCCAAAUUGCAAAGAAUUCCAAAGUCCGAUAGUAUAGAAGUGCAAACAAGAAAUUCUACCAAAAUACCAUCUACAUCCUCAAACUCAUCUUCAACCACAGACAAAAAGGAAAGUACCUGGUUUCCUCAGACAGAAAAUGAAUUUUUGCAAAGUCAUGAUGGUACUAUGCCGAAACCGGCUCAAAAUAUUGCUAUAAUGGGUGGUAAAAGAUAUAUUGUAGUACCAAAAAAUAAUGCAAUGGCAGUUCAACCAGCUAUAACAGUAAAACCAGACAAAAUUGGCGAUAAGCCACCAAUACUUCAAGACGGUUUGCUUACCGAUAUUACGGAAAAUACUACAGAUAAUUCUGUUUCAAAUUUAUGUGUACCUCCAUCCUUAAAUACUGAUUUACCUGAAAAAAUAAAUAUUACACCUGAUAAAGAAAUUUCAAAAGACAUAAUUCAUGAGACAGAUCUUGUAUCUUCUGAUGCCACUGAAAUAACUGAAAUACAUGAUAAUAAAGAUAAGGAUAGUAAUAUUCCUAAAAGAGAUGACGCUAUUAAAAAUAUAUUAGAAAACGAAUCUUUUAUCGCCAAUAUAGAUUAUAUCUUAGAAAGAAAAAUAGAUACAAAUUGUACAUCACCUGAAAGUAAAUCUGUAUGUACACCAGUACAUGUUACAAGUAUUACAAAUGCUCUUGAAGCAAAUGCAGAAACGGAAACAAUUAAGACAGAUCGACAACAGUCCUUAUCAAAUAAAGUGGGUACAAUAUCGAAAAUAAAAACUAGCAAGAGAAAGCAAAAUCAACAGGAAUUAGAGCAGCAGAAUUACAUGAAUUUAUUUUGCGCUGGUUAUGAUUCCCUGUUGCGUACUUUUCAAUAUCUUAAGGUCCAAGAGUUAUUGCGAGCCGCACGAGUUUGUAAAAUGUGGCGUGAUCUCGCUGCACAUCCAUCUCUGUGGAAGACCGUACGAAUGAAAAAUAGUCAAGUAACUGACUGGGAUGGUUUGGCGGAUACGUUACAGAGACGUGGUACGCAGCAUCUAGAUCUCAGAAAAAUGCUAAUUGCUUGCGAGUCCGACAACAUUUGGAAGAAAUUCUUGACUGUUAUACCACGAGUGAGCAGUCUUUUGAAGCUUGAAUUAUGCAGAUGUCCCGUUUCAGUUGUGGAAGAAGUUAUUAAGACUUGUCCACAAUUGGAGGUAUUUAGCGCAAUGUCGAUCAAAUGCGAAUCUCUUACGUUAGAAUCGAUUGGAAAUUUGAGACGAUGUCAAGAACUCAGACUUAAAGCGAUAUCUGGAAUGUCCUUACAACAAGAUCUUACUCCUUUACAAGAUUUAAAACACUUGACACAGUUGAGUUUAACAUCAGUUAAGGAACUUGGGAAGAAAAAAAUUGUUGUUAUACAAUCAUUGACAAAUUUGGAGACGUUAGAAUUAGGCGAAUGCUCUGAUUUUCCUGACAAGUUUGGAACUAUCGUUUUAAUCAAUUUAAAUAAAUUGGAACGUCUUAGACUUGAAAAAGGUCAAGGAUCGUGUUGUACAUUCGAUAUUCUUGAAGGCGUAUCGAAAUUACAGAAUUUGAAUCAAAUGGAAUUGGUCAAUUUCGAUGUGAAGAAUGGUUUUGACAAAUGUCUGGCUAAUUGCAAAAACAUCAAAAGGUUAUUAAUUAUAUUGACUUAUAUAUCCCAGUCGGCAACAUCUAACAACAUGGUGCUUGGAGGUGUCACAGAAUUGUCAGACAAUUUAACGCAUUUUAUAUGGGGUGUUACGCUUGAGUUACUCAGGGUUACGGAACUAUUCAUUGAUCAGUGCAAUCUUAUGAAUAAACAGAUUACCGGAGAUUCUAUACCAGUUUUAAAACCUGUUCCCUGCUUAAGAUUAAUUUCGGAUGUUGAGGAUGAAAACGAGAACCAAAAAGAAGCCGAUGAUAAACAACAGCCGCACCAAACGGGUCCUCAGGUCGACAUUUUGCCAUUGCCACAAUUGCAAAAGCUUCUUUUAACUGCAUUACCCAAGACACGAGUCAAGAUAUUGAAAAUUCCCUUUCACGCUACUUGGCGACAAAGCAUUUCCGAUACUACUACGCAAUAGAAAUGAACGAGAUGAUACUAGUAUGAAA